Messenger RNA from Teleopsis dalmanni, 357 nucleotides. Its product is annotated as ralA-binding protein 1-like. Bases 115 to 357 code for a protein of 80 amino acids. The record is from RefSeq and is a predicted model, not a curated record. The transcript has 2 exons. Lineage: Eukaryota; Metazoa; Arthropoda; Insecta; Diptera; Diopsidae.
AGUGAGUGAGAGUUAAAGCAAAUAAUUAAAUUGUUAAAGACUUUGUUUAUAUUUAUAAUGUUUAUUUAGCAAAUAGUACAUAAAUUGUUUAUAGUGCAAAUAAUAGAAUGUAUAAUGGAUUUUGAUAGUCCUGAUGUGGAAAAAGAUUUUCCCGGUUUGUAUGCAUCGGAAAGUGUCGAUGGUAAAUCAAAAAAAAGCAAAGAAGAAAGUGAUUAUAGUGAAGGUGACCAUGAAAAGGUCAGUAAAAAGGACCUACUUAUUGGCAGACGUAAAGAAAAGAAGGAUAAGGGCAAGGAUCGUGGGUAUGCAGCAUUAGAGGGUGAAAGUUCUCCAGAGGAAGAAUUGGAAGCUAAGUAA